AUGGGCGAGUUUCAUUGUAGAUAUGAAGAUCAUCUUGAGGAAGCUAUUUUAGGAUUUUGUAUUAAUAUUGGAUGCCACUAAACUCCUCAAUUUUGUUUUAAAUGUUUCAAUACUAACUAGAAAUAACAUUAAUUUGAAUGUCUUCCAUUUCAGAAAAUCAAAGAACAUAUCUAGGAAUAUAUCCAAAAAGAAAAUGAAUAUUAUGGAAAAUUACAAAAUUUUGAGAGCAGCUUCAAUAAUUUUAUUAAUCAAAUGCAAAAGAAAGUGUAGAAUAACCUAAAGAAAAUAUUAAAAAUGAAUGAAUUUUUAUCAAAAGGAGAGUAUCUAAAUUUUAAAAGUGAUAUCAAAUUCUUUCGAAAGUAUCAUUCUAAGGUUGAUGAGACUGAAAACAGUAAAUUGAUAACAUCAAUCAAUUCUAUUGUGUCUGCUCUUGAAAAUAUUAAAUAAGAUUAUAUUAGAAUAGAUGACGAAGUCAAUGCUUUAACUGAUUAUAAUACUUAAUAAUAUCUGAAUAAAGCCAAAAGUUACUUUGAGAAAGGGGAAUAAUUAGUUUAACGAGGGAUAAUUUCAAGAAGCAUUAACAGCCUUAAACGAUUCAAUAUCGAUGGGAUAUAAUCAUGA
Molecule: messenger RNA, 621 nt
Organism: Paramecium tetraurelia
Lineage: Eukaryota; Ciliophora; Oligohymenophorea; Peniculida; Parameciidae
Exons: 3
Source: RefSeq, a predicted model, not a curated record